UUUCGGUCGGUUUAUCCAUUUUACGAGGAUUACUUGAACGCACCAUGACACUUGCAGCUAUCCUAGCCGGCUAACUUGGCUAAUCUGAUUUAUCGUCUCGGCUAAGCGCACGUAACGUUAUCCAGGAUUACUAUAUUUAGUUUUAAAUAUCUGUCGUUUAACACAAUAUCUACCUGACAUAAAAUAGCCACUCAUUUCAAAAAUGGCAUCGCUUGGAGAGCCCGUGCGGUUGGAAAGAGAUAUUAAUCGUGCUGUUGAACUGCUUGAUAAGCUCCAAAGGACGGGGGAGGUGCCUCCCCAGAAGCUGCAGGCGCUGCAGAGGGUCUUACAGAGUGAAUUCUGUAACGCUGUCAGAGAAGUUUAUGAACAUGUGUAUGAAACCGUGGACAUCAACAGUAGUCCUGAGAUCAGGGCAAACGCCACAGCUAAGGCUACUGUGGCAGCUUUUGCAGCAAGUGAGGGACACUCGCAUCCACGUGUCGUGGAACUGCCCAAGACAGAAGAAGGCCUGGGUUUCAAUAUAAUGGGUGGAAAGGAGCAAAACUCACCAAUAUACAUCUCACGGAUCAUCCCAGGAGGCAUCGCUGACCGUCAUGGAGGCCUGAAGAGAGGCGACCAGCUUCUCUCCGUUAAUGGGGUGAGUGUGGAAGGUGAGCACCACGAGAAAGCUGUGGAACUCCUCAAAGCAGCUCAGGGCACGGUGAAGCUGGUGGUAAGGUACACCCCCAAAGUCCUAGAGGAAAUGGAGUCACGCUUUGAGAAAAUGAGGUCGGCGAAGCGCCGGCAACAGAACAACUACCCCCAGUAGAAUUUUUCUUUUGAUGCCCAGCUCCCAUGUCUGUCCUCCUCAAGCCUUCUGGCCACGUGUUCUGGUCUCUUUCUUACCUCCAUGCCCCAAAAAAAGCUUAACAAACACACCCGAGUUUAGUUUUUGUUCCUUCUUACACAUACUGUUUAUUGUGCUUCUACCUUUUUUCUUGUAGCAUUUUUAAUGUCCGCCAUUGUUACACUGGACACUACAACUCUAGACAAACACUAUAGUGAUCAUGAUUGUCGUGUCGGUGGUCACUCACACGUGUGCAUUAUUUUUGAAUUGACAAUUUGAAUGCAACUUUGAGUGCUUUUACCAACUACACAAUUCCUUUGACUGGAAAGGUAGUGUUUUUAAUUCUUUUAUCACAGCCACUACCAAGUGCCUCAGGGCAAACACGUUUAUCUUAUGUACUGUGUUCACUGUUAUAUUCUUCCUUUUAACGGUUUAAAGUCAAGUUCCGGUAAUUAAAUUCUUGUGGCAGGAAUUACUACAUGCUUUGCAUCUGUUAUUCUCAAAGAUCAUUUGAUUUGAUGAAUUACAUGGUAGAUAUAUUUUAAAACCCUUUUUAAUUGUGCGAACUUAAAAAGAAAGGUGCAGUUUUAUUUGUGUUGCAGCUCUACAGGCAUGACCGGAGAAGGGAAGCUGAUGACACUUUAAAUUAGUCAAAAAGAGAUAGUUAUGUUGUAUAAUAAGGGAAACCACUGAAAGGACACUUCAAAACAAAAGUGAUGGAUUAUCUGUGGGCGUAGUUUUUUUUUUUUUAGUUUUCUAACGUCAUACCACACGAACUCAGAAGGUACUGUAAGUGAUGUAACGGGGUCUCUGCAACUUUUGAUCUAAAUUCCUGACACCACAGAGACUCACAUUUCUACUUUUAUCAAAGUAAUAAACCUUCAUAAGCAAAUACCUUGCUGUCACCAUGACAUGAGAUGAUUAACUUGUCUUGACAGAAAUCAGGAAUGUACAAUAUGUAAGUCAUAUUUUUCCAUUUAGCUAGGUACAGAACAAGAAGCCAGUUACUUAACAUUUGUCUUUGAUCUUUGCUAUUAAAAAAAAAACCUGCUUUUUUUGCAUCAUUCAGUGAAAAUUCAAAAUGAGGAAAAACAAGACAUUUUUUAUAUCAAGCAAUCUGAUAUCAAACAAUCUCUCUGUCACAAUAAUGCCUGAUGUGAGCUUUCAUCAUUGUUGUGAAUGAAAUGGCAGAUGUUGAUAUCAUGGCUGAUACAUGGCUAUGUCAUGUUCAGACUUUACAUAGCGUUUGUUAAACAUUGUCUCGCAGAACAAAUGUGUGUCUUAAGUCAAAGCUACUUUCAAACUUGUGUGUCCUUGUAGUCGUUGACAUCUUUAAAGGUUUUGGAUUAAAGACAAAAGAAUAACACCGGUGCUGCGAUGAGAUGUAGAGAACAAUUUCUUGAAAUUGAAAUAACCAUUUAUUUUUUAUCAAAGAUAAGAGUACUCCCAUAUUUAAAUUAUUUAGUAACUAAAUAAUUUACCUCUGCGUCAUCACAGUUUUAUUUCUGAAGCUUUUCAUAAUUUUAACAAUAACAUUUGUCUUUGCUCCUUUUUAAAACCAACAUUUUAGUGGCACCUAUGUAAUUUACAAACUGCACAAUGUUAAAAUCAGAAUAAGGACAAACAUUUUGUUACUAAAUCCUGCCAAACUGUCAAGUUUGUUCUGCUAUGCAGUUUUAAGCAGCCAAAUGUCAACACACCUGUCAAUAACCUCCAAUAUACUGAUUAAGGAACGCUUAAGUUUACAACACUUAUUUAUUUUUAUAGUUUUAAAGAGUUUGCACAAUGCAUGUUUAGCUACAUAGAUAGUCCUUCUCAUGAGCUGGAAUAUUAAUGCUUGAUUCCUGAUUAAGCCAAAAUCCUACCCUUAUGUCUGCAUGCAACAUGUCAAUCAAUCAAUCAUGGUUUUCUUUCAAAUAUUUGAGUAUCCAAAGACUUUUCAUGCUUUCACAGCGAUGUGUAAAACACUCUGGUGUGUGUGUGUGUGUGUGUGUGGAACAACAACAUAUCCCCAGAACAAUUUUAAUUUCAGAGAUUUAUUCACAAUAGUGUUUUGUUUCCAUGGUAACUUCAGUAACAUGCAUAUAGCAUAAUGUGAAUUAGACUUUGGCUGAUAAAACUAUACUAUUGUCCAGUCUCAGGAUCAAGACAUUACAUCAUUGAGACAGAACGGCAGUAACGAUGAAGACAGAUUUAUCUAACGGAUGUAGUGGAAGGUGGAUAUAGUAACAGAAACACAUGGCAGUGUAUGAAGGCAGUACAACUUUUCCUUCAGUGCAGUUUUAGCCUCUUGGUGUCGUCCUCUGAUGUUGAACUGUUCUUCAGAAACAAAUUCCUUUUUUAAUGCAGUAUAGUGUUAAAUCGAUAUCUAUUUGUGUCCUUAUCGACAUGACUUAAUGCCUCACAUUUUGUGACCAAAGCAUCUGAAGUGAGGUCACUGAUUGCCUGUGUAGCUGCUUUUAGUGUUGUAGUUACUUUUUCCUUUGGUGUUUUUGUUAUUUUAUCCACCAUCGCUCAACAAAUCCAACACGGGCAUCUGCCUAUGACUGCUCUAGCAAAUUUUAAACAGCUCAUUCAAAAUGAUUGAAGUACAUUAGUACUUCAUGGCAUAAAAUAAUUAUAUAGUUUUCUCCAAAAUAUGGCUUUGUGGUUUGCAUUACUAAAUGCACUGAAAUGCAAAACAAUUAUAAUUAUCAGGAAAGUUGGCUAAUAUUGCAAUUUCCUUCCUUUUUCCUUUCCUUUUGCUCUUUGGCUUCUUACUUUUGUUUGUUACAGUUCUGCAUAUGUCCAAUAUUACCGUCCAUGUCAACUCAGUCUGCUGUUCCUUUUAAAUGUCAGGUUUACCAGCGGGAUUAUCUUUAUACAGGAUCGUGGAAGGAAUCUUUAUUGAAUUGUAUGUUACUUUAAUAUUAGGAAAAAUGAUGAUGCAUGGUGAGCACAGAGCCCAGUUGUAUUUCAGUGGGUGUGCACCCUGCGAUCGAUUUCUCCGAAAAAUUGUUACUUUUGGGACAAAGUAUAAAAUAAAACAAACACACCGUACUGCAAAAACUGAAUGCAAAAUAAUAUUAUCUAUGCAAGGUCAUUUAAAACUUUGGAAAUAUCCUGUAAUGGUGCAAAAAUAAUUCUCAUUUUACUCCAGAAUGUUAUUGGAAGUUACUGCUUUAAGGCUGAGUGGACAGACGUCUGAGUUUGAGAACGCUGCACUUAAGACACAUUGGAUUUACAUAAUCUUAUGAGACAUUCACAAGGUUUGUUAUUGUAACAUUCUCAUAUUGAUCACUAUCAAUACAUUGCAGUGAACAUGUCCAUGUGAUAUUAGCUUUGCUAUUUAAUUAAUGAUUGUCAGGAGGAGACAUGUAAAAGAAUAGGCUUAUGUGAAAGUGUGGUUAGCAAUAGACCAUUCCAUAGGCUACUUUGAGCAUACGUUUGUUUUGAGGCAGAAGUUUUAGCAGAAGAGUUGGUGUGUACAUAAAAGUUGUCUUAAUAUAAUGUAUAGUUUGUUCCUUAAUUCUGUUUUAUCCAACAUGUGCUUGCUAGAUCCACUGCUUACACACAUGAAUAGUAAAUCAGGAAAUGUAUUGAGACUUGGUAUUGAUAUUGCACAGUCACUCUCUCCACUGAAUGUCACUGACCAUUGUCUAACUUAGUUGCAAGAUUUUGUGAAGUACCCUUCAACUUUCUACCUGUUUUCAUUGUCUAUAUAUUGGAAUGGUCAAUAGAGUAUUUUUUAUAAUAGUUUUCUUUGAUAUUUUUCUCAAUUUUAUAAGGGAUUUUCCUAAAAACAAAUACCAGGAAUAAUUGGUACUUCCAUUUUGACUGUGUACCAAGGCCAUAUCAGCAAAGCCUCUCUGAACAGCAGCACUGAUGUAGGACUGAGAUCUCUUCUUGACUGUAUGAACCUACAGACUGUCCUACAUCCAAACUGCUUUUCUGAGAUCUGAACUGAUUUUUCUUUUCUUUCUAGUACCAAGACCAAAUUUGCAACAUUUGUGAAAACUUUGAUAAUGUUUUGAAAUAUUUUAGUCGGUGCUUGUUUAGCAUUACCUGUAGACUGUGUUGUGUUAUUUUGUGUUCUAGUUUCUUACCUAAUUUACUGUGUUACAUUGAUGUGGAAUGUAAAAUGUUGUGACGUAGAACAAAAUAAUAGUUGAACUAGAGGCUUAAUAAACAGUGCUUAAAUAUA
This is a messenger RNA of Cottoperca gobio, 5009 nucleotides long. It is a transcript of the gene lin7c, whose product is annotated as lin-7 homolog C (C. elegans). Lineage: Eukaryota; Metazoa; Chordata; Actinopteri; Perciformes; Bovichtidae. Bases 203 to 808 code for a protein of 201 amino acids. The transcript is spliced from 5 exons. The record is from RefSeq and is a predicted model, not a curated record. Gene Ontology annotation, molecular function: protein binding.